AUGCUCCGCCUCAGGUGCUCCAGGACUUUGGCAGCUAGUCUCUCGUAUUCUUCCCUAGGCUCGCAGCUGCCAUAUAGACGCCAGCUUGCUUCUCAAAACACAAAGAAACCGGGUCCCGCGCAUGAAAAUAUCUACACAAUUCCCAAUGUGCUGACCGUGUCGCGCAUCCUCAUGACGCCGGGCAUCUCUUACCUCUUCAUUCAGGCGCGGCACAAGGAGGCGCUUGCUUUGUUGGCUUUUGCUGGCAUGACAGAUCUCGUGGACGGUCAUCUUGCGCGCAAGUACAACAUGGGCACUGUUGUUGGAUCCAUAAUAGAUCCCUUGGCCGACAAGCUACUCAUGACGACACUCGUCAGUACACUUGCCUAUGCAGGCAAUAUGCCACUGCUCAUGGCCGUCAUUAUCCUUGGGCGAGACUUUGCCCUUGGCAUUUCCGCCCUAUACUGGCGCUGGAUUUCACUACCGCCGCCUCGCACUUUUACACGUUUCUGGGAUUUCAGUCUGCCUUCUGCAUCUGUGCAUCCUACCUCGGUAUCCAAGAUCAACACGGGCCUGCAGCUUGUGCUGGUUGGCGCGUACAUGGUUCAGCCGGUGUUGCCGUUUGACAUUGCCCUUCCACUCAGUCUCUACGAGUACUUGGUCGCUUCAACGACCAUCUACUCUGGUCUGGAAUACACCUGGCGCAAAGACACAGUCAAGAUUCUCAAGCAGUGA
Messenger RNA from Protomyces lactucae-debilis, 714 nucleotides. Its product is annotated as CDP-alcohol phosphatidyltransferase-domain-containing protein. The transcript has a single exon. The record is from RefSeq and is a predicted model, not a curated record. Gene Ontology annotation, cellular component: membrane; mitochondrion. Bases 1 to 714 code for a protein of 237 amino acids. NCBI's taxonomy places the organism in Eukaryota, Fungi, Ascomycota, Taphrinomycetes, Taphrinales, Protomycetaceae. Gene Ontology annotation, biological process: cardiolipin biosynthetic process. Gene Ontology annotation, molecular function: cardiolipin synthase activity.